UAUGUUAACCCAAACAAUCAGUCGUGCCUUUAGUCAAGUUGUCUUAAAAGCUAACAAGAAUCAAGCAAGAGAGUUGGGAGAGUAUGCCAUAGAAUUCAUGAAAAAUGGUAAUCCAAGUGUAAAAGUCCUUGAGAGAUGUAAACUCUUCCACACAGACUCAGUAUUCUGUGGUGUUAGUGCAUUAGCUUUGAAAACAAAUGCUCCAACUAUUUUAGCGUAUGAAUACUUGAUAUAACUAUUAGUUAAGAAGCCAAAUCAUUGGCAGCCAAAACAGGGGCAGCAUCAAAACCAAAGCCUGGAUUUGCAAAAGUCUUUGGAAGCAAUUUAUGGGUGCCAGCCACAAAUGCAAUAGUAGCCAACUCUGCUGCUGUAAGAGAAUGGGAUUCAAAUGGCACAGUGUUUGGAUAUGAUGCUAGUAGUCCAUUAAGAAGAGCAGGUGAAUUUGGUCAUAAUGAUUAUUAUCCAGUUGUUAUUGCAGCUGCUUAAUAAAAUGCAACUAUUGAUGGAAAGACAGCACUUAAGGCUAUGGUAUUGAGUGAUGAAAUCAGAGGAAGAUUAGCUGAAGUAUUUUCAUUAAAAACAUACAAAAUUGGUAUAGAUAAUAUUAAUAUUAUAUAGAUCAUGUUGUUCAUGGAGCAAUUGCAUCAAUCUGCACAUAUGGAGCAUUAUUGGGAGCUACUCCAGCUUAAAUUGAAUCAGCAAUUGGUAUGUUUGUAGCCCAUUACAUUCCAUUCAGAGCUAUUAGAGCAGGACAUCAAUUAUCUGAUUCAAAGGGUGCAUCUGCUGCUAUUUCUACUGAAGCUGCUAUUAAAUGUUUGUAGAGAUCAAUGAAUGGAUUUAUUGGUCCAGCUGAUAUCUUCCGUAAUCCAGAAGCUAUUUUCAGAUUAUUCUAAAAGACUAAAGGAGAUAGUCCAUUUGAUAUUACACUCUCAUUAAGUGGAGAUGAUUUUGCAGUUAUGGGAAUGCAUUUCAAAUUAGGAUUGUAUGAACAUUAAUCUGCUGGUGCUUUGGAAGGAUUAUAAAAAUUAAUUUUGGAUACUAAAUUUGUUUAAAAUUAUUCAAUUGACUCUGUUGAUAAAAUUAAAGUUACUGCUUAUGAACCAGCAUUUGGUAUUAUUGGUGAUCCAGCUAAAAGAGAUCCACAUACAAGAUAAUCAGCUGAUCAUUCUAUGGUUUACAUUUUAGGUACAAUGUUGAGAAAGGCAUUCACUGAGAAAUCAUUCCAUUAACUUUUAUCUAGUACUAAUGAUUUGAAUGCAAUUUGGAAAGCUCUUUUCCUUUCACCAUAUGAUUAUAGUCAUGCAGCUGUUAGAAAUAAGGAUACAAGAGUAUAUAAUAUUAAUUUAUAUUAUUAGAAACUUAUGGCCUUAACAGAAUUUGAACAUGGAGGAAAAGAAUAUGAUGAUAAAUAUCCUGAAGGUAUUCCAACAAGAGUUUAAAUCUUAUUGAAGGAUGGCAAGAAUUUAGAUAGUCAAUUUGUUAUGUUCCCAUCUGGUCAUGCUAGAAAUACACAAUGUGAUUUAAGUGGAAUCCUUUAAAAUAAGUUCAAAUAAUUAGGAAAGAUUGCUAUAAAGGACUAAAAAUAAUAAGAUUAGUAAAAGCUAUUUAUUAUAUUUUAAGAUUCUAUCAACAAUUAAAUUCUAUUGAUACCCUUAAUAAUAAGGAUUUACAAACAAUCUAUAAUUGUGAAAUCAAUUAUGCCUCAAAAUCCAUUGAUGAAUGAUU
This is a messenger RNA of Paramecium pentaurelia, 1725 nucleotides long. Lineage: Eukaryota; Ciliophora; Oligohymenophorea; Peniculida; Parameciidae. The record is from the annotation of a GenBank genome assembly.